Molecule: messenger RNA, 7047 nt
Organism: Siniperca chuatsi (mandarin fish)
Lineage: Eukaryota; Metazoa; Chordata; Actinopteri; Centrarchiformes; Sinipercidae
Product: katanin-interacting protein
Exons: 29
Coding region: 530-5431 (1633 amino acids)
Source: RefSeq, a predicted model, not a curated record
AAAAGCCAGUUUUUGUGUCAUUUAAUGUUAACUAGAUACAUGCUAACGCUAACUAGUUAGCCUUUCAGUUUGUUAUUAGCGUCAAUGCUAACUAAGCUGUUUGCUAACGUUGUCUCUGCCAAUAAACGCAGGAGUUAAUUGUGCGAUAAAUUACCCGCAAAGGUACUGGGAAUUGGCAGAAAGUGUUAGCUAGCCGUGUAACGUCAACAUAGUCAGAAAUGGUUAGCGUGUUAGCUAUUAAUGGCACACAAAUCAAGCAAACGUUACCACACAUCUGUCAACUCUCUGCAGGUCAACGUAUGAACGUUACGGUGUUUCAAAUGAGUUUUGACGAAGACCUGGUUAAAAUAAGAUACGGUAACGUUAAUGUUUGGCUUGGAAAUAGCGGAUAUUAUGUGUUUGUUCUGCUGAAUCGUCCAGCAGUUGUAAUCAAACACAACACAGAUUUCAAUGACAUUUUUGAAGAAUCAUCGUCCCUCUCCAAAAUUUGGUAGAGGAUUAUGUGAGCAGCAUCAUCUGCAGCCACACAAUGGAUAACGAGGAGAGUAAGACGUGCCAAGGAGAGAAGCUUGCCUCUGCUGUGGAUGACACUCUGGAUGAAUAUUUAAUCGCCCUCCAGCACAAAAACAGGAUCCUAAAGCGCCUUAAAGUCAAAGACCCCAGGGAGAUUGAGUUGGAACAGCUCGAGCAAGGUUUUUCAAUUUAUCUUAACGGAGCCAAUGCUGAAGCCAGUAGGAAGCAGCCCAAGAGCUUCAGCCACAAGUCUGUCACCUCCCCACCUGCUUGGAGGCCUGCACGUACAGCAGAUGUCUGUAGAAGCGCCCACCAGCUAACUGAAGAUAGCCGAAAUCUGGAGCAGACCCACAGGAAGAGGAGCCACACUGCCCCAGAAAAGGUCCAGAGGAAAGAAUGGGUGCAGGAUUCUGUCAGAAUUCGAACAGAGGAAGGACCAAGUUUGCAGAUUUCCCCAGAAAAGCGCUACUCUGAGGAUUUUGAGCCCUAUGAAAGCGUAGACAUGGAGAGCUCCAGUCUGCGCUCGCCUCGCAGUCCCUGCUCCCCGAGGGAAACCUCCAAGUUGUCGCGCUCCUUCAGCUCCAGGCCUGAGAGCCAAGGGGGCCAAGCAAAUCAGGAGCACAGUAAGAAGGUACUUCUCAACCUUGAGGAAGUGAAGGUUCUGCGUCGGAGCCUGGAGGUUACCAUGCGGCGGAGCAACCGUGGCUCAGCGGGGGAGGAGUCAGACGAGGAGUGGGUGGAGGAGCAGAUUGAGAGGGAGGAGAGCACUGAGAGUCUGGACGAACUGGGGCUACCUCUCUCGUCCUCCAAGUCCUCCUCCAACUCUCAGCCCAGUGGCUCCCAUAGCCAUCUGGACUCAGCAAACCUUAUUGUCCUGGACUUUGGACCCUCACCUAAAGGUCGUAAGAUUGAACGCGCUCUAUUUGCAAAAAGGAAAGAAAACAUCGACAGCUUUAUACCCACCAAGCCUAUGUUGGUGAUGAGCAAAACAUUAGAUAGACCAUCUUCUAAAGAGAGCUGGGAUGGUCAGUGGCCAAAGAGUCGGGUGGAGAGACCCCUGUCAGCAGCCAGAAAGGCUUCUGUUGAGGAGCGGGACCCAGAGGAGAUGGCAUGCAGGGUGCGCCAGGCCAUCCAGAGAGAAAAUGACCCUGUGCAGAGUGCUGAGCUCUUCAGCCGCAAUACGGGCAGGGGACACCAGAUAAUGAAUGGCUUAGUGCACCACAGCAGCUACGACAAGGAUGAGAACAGUGUCACUUUGGCCAUGCAGAGAAUCACACUCAUGGGCCCCAGGCAACAACAGAAACUGCUGAAAGCCUUGGAGAAACUUGAAUCAGGAACCAUCUACAACAUUCCUCAGAGUGUCACAACAGACUAUAGCAAGCAGCCGAGAAGGCAGUCCUCUGCAGAGUUCACCCCUGCAUUGUAUGUUACCAUGGAGAUCCUGUCAAACUGGGGGAACGCUUUGCAGGUUGGGCUGACUGAGUUGCAGUUCUUCUGCCUCAGAAACAAGAAACUGUAUGUGUCACCUCAUGACCUAGACAUCAGGAAUGCUGACUAUCCUGGGAAUCUGGGGGCGCUUGUCAAUGGAAAGGUGAAGACCACCAAAGAGCGUCACAUGUGGACGUGUCCAUUCCACCCUCCCGUCCAGCUCUACUUCAUCAUCAGGAACACAGAGCGCUCCCCAGACUUUGGAAUAUCUCGCAUCAAAAUCUGGAACUAUAACAGAAGCCUAAAUGAUCUUGACAUUGGUGCACGGCAUAUAAAGCUGUACCUUAACAGCACAUUGGUGUUUGAAGGUGAGCUGGAGAGGGGCUGUGGCAACCAGGUCUUUGACUACAGCACCACAGUAGACCUCCAGGAUUUCCAGGUCUCAGACUCCUUGUUUUCCAGCCCCUCGUCUUCCGGACACAAUCUACGGGGUGCCAGCCCCCAGUGCCAUGAGGACAGGAAGGGUGUGGAGGGCAGCAGCACCCAGCGACACAACAGUUCGAAUCCGCAGCCAUCAGAAGCAGCAGGCCAGGCUAUGAUAGACAUGCAGGAGAAAUCACAUACACUGCUACCACCCAUCACUCCUUCACCAGUGGGGGUUUCAUCCUCCGCUCGUCGCUCCUCCACACAAAGAAACUCUUUUGACCUGUCUGCCUCAGAAGAGCCCCUCUCUCUCAGGCAGCAGGUGGAGCAGCCUGCACCCAUGGAGCAGACAGUCACCACCCAGCCGUCCUCCUCACGGGUGGCCCCCCAGUGGCUGCAGCCCCUGAACAGGGGAGCUCCAGAGGGCUGCGAGGCCAGCAGGGAGAGGCCCCGGUGGCUGGUGCCUCAGCACUCUGCAGAGCCCAAAUCUCCGACAGCCUCAUCCUCUUCAAUGCUCCCAGAACUGCCGUGUAACCCAGGCCGAGUGUGUAGGGGGAUGGAGAGGACUGUGAACGGGGGUCAGUGGAAGGCUAACUCUCUGGACCUGAGCUGCGACCUGCUGGAGGAGCUCGGGGAUCAAAAGCAGGACAGGCCCAUCAGCGGACGCAGGAGCUCAUUCCGAAACACUGCAGUCGCUAGCAGACAGACAGAGGAGCAGCACCUCAAAGCUACUGCACUGUCAAACACAGAGGGGCCGAUCUCACUGGUUAGCACUAGCAGGAGGCAGUGCACCUCUCUAGCCCAGCUGCACAGCCAACAGGAUGACACCCUCAUGGAGUCCUGGGACUCUCUCACUAAGUUCAACCAAUGCCAACGUGGACGCAUCUCCAACAUGGGCUUCGAAGGUGACAUCUUUGAUGAGUUCCUCCAGCGCCAGGGUCGUGGUCCACCCACAAUCUCAGUCAACCCCUCCACAACACCCAGGAGCCCACUUUCCUCCUUGACCACUCAGGGAGCAAUGUGUGAAGGCCCUGAUGAUGAUCCAUCCAUGGAGCGGGAGGAGGAGUUUGAGAUCCCGGUGCUGCCCCAGGGCCAAAGGCUGGUCAUCAACAUCCUGUCCACCUGGGGCGAUCGUCACUACGUGGGCCUCAACGGCCUUGAGGUGUUCAGUUCCAGUGGAGAGCCCCUACAACCUGCUCACAUCCGUGCUGACCCUCCAGACAUCAACAUUCUCCCUGCAUACGGCAAGGAUCCACGUGUGGUCACUAACUUGAUUGAUGGUGUUAAUCGUACCCAGGAUGACAUGCAUCUUUGGCUAGCACCAUUCACUUCUGGUCGUAGCCACACCAUCUUCCUGGACUUCGGAGCUCCCUACCAGGUGGCCAUGAUCCGAGUGUGGAACUACAACAAGUCACGCAUUCACUCCUUCCGAGGGGUGAAGGAGGUGGAGAUGCUGCUGGAUGGAAGGUGCAUCUUCAGGGGCGAGAUCGCCAAGGCCUCUGGGACCCUGUCUGGAGAGCUGGACCAAUUUGGUGACACUAUCCUGUUCACCACUGAUGAUGAGAUCCUGGAGGCUAUGUCUCGUUAUGAUGAAACCUUCCUCAGUGAAAGUGAGGGUCCCGAAGGCCUGGAGUAUGAAGAGGAGCUGCAGAGACCGCGCACCGCUGAUGGAGAGGGAGAGGAAAGACCCUUCACACAGGCCGGUUUCCGAGAAGAAGACCUCAAAUUGAAACUCCACCUCAACCCCACCGUGAGCCCAUCUGAGGAGAACAUGGAGCAUAAUCCUGGGAUGUACACUGGAAAGUGCCUUAGACUAGAGCUGGUGUUGACUUGGGGGGACUCCCACUACAUGGGCCUGACAGGAUUGGAGGUGGUGGGGAAGGAUGGAGAGAGUUUACCUUUAGACCUCAGUAUGAUGGCUGCCUCACCUAGGGAUCUCAACGACUUGCCUGACUACGGACACGACCUGCGGACGCUUGAUAAGCUUAUAGAUGGAAACAACAUCACCACUGAUGAUCAACACAUGUGGCUGAUCCCUUUCUCCUAUGGAGAGCCCCACACCUUAAACAUAACGUUCAGCAAGGUCCAGACCAUCGCCGGACUUCGUAUCUGGAACUACAACAAGUCCUCUGAGGACUCUUAUAGAGGGGUGAAGGUGAUCCAUGUGUUCAUGGAUGAUGUUGCCAUCUCCCCAUCGGAGGGAUUCCUGAUCAGGAAAGGACCAGGCAACUGUCACUUUGACUUUGCCCAAGAGAUCCUCUUUAUAGACUUCCUCCAGACGCCGACUGACAACAAGAGUGCAGAGGACUACCACAAAGGAAGCUCUAAGAAACAAGAACAGGCCAGCAUGGACUAUGAAGCUCCCAUCAUGCCUUGUGGAUUCAUCUUUCAGCUGCAGCUGUUAACAUCCUGGGGAGACCCAUACUACAUCGGCCUCAACGGCCUCGAAUUUUAUGACCAGAACCAUGAGAAGAUCCGUCUCAGUGACAACAACAUCGCUGCUUUUCCAGACAGUGUGAACGUAUUGGACAAUGUGAGCGGUGAUGUGAGGACUCCAGAUAAAUUAAUAGAUGGAGUCAACAGCACCCACGAUGGAAGACACAUGUGGUUAGCCCCGGUGCUCCCUGGACUGGUGAACCGUGUGUACGUCAUCUUUGAUCAGCCAGUGUCUGUGUCCAUGAUCAAACUGUGGAACUACUCAAAGACACCACAGAGGGGAGUAAAGGAGUUUGGGCUGCUGGUGGACGACCUCCUGGUGUAUAACGGCAUCUUAGACAGUGAAACCCAUGUGGCACGAGGCAUUCUGCCUACCUGUGAUCCAGUGGUGCCCUACCACACCAUCCUGUUCACAGACAAUGCCUACAUUGCACACCGUGAGAGGAACACUGUCAUCAGCCCCCGUGGCAGCAGACACCAUCAGCAUAAUUAUGUGGAGGAUCAGGAUGUGAAGAUGACCAAUGAGAAUCAGAUAGUCCAUCACAACAAGAAGAAGCAGACCGCAGAUCCAGCUCUUCGGCCUAAAACCUGCAUGACUGAUGGUGGGAAACACGGAAAGAGGAGGUACUGACAGACGAACAGACAGACGUGGAUUCAGUGCUCAUACAGAGAGAGCAGAACUGAGAGGGAGGAGCUAUGGCUGACUUUUUAAGCCCACUUUUUGGUGGGUGACUUUUGAAAAAACUCCCUUGGUUUGUAAUGGUGGCUUGACAGUGGCUCACAUGGUCCACACUGAACAGGACAGAGUUUGCAUAGAUAACAAUGGGUUUGUACGCACACGCACACAUGCACGCGCACACACACACACACACACACACACAAUUCCACUUUAUGGUUGGAUUACUCCUUUCCCUUGCUGUGAAAACACACCCACACCUUAUCCUGAACACGAACUGUAUGGUUGCCCAGGUCGUCCCUCCCACAGUGCCAGGAUAAACCUGUGAGGCUGCCUUUUUAUCAGCCCUAUUAUUGUGCCUAGUACUAAACACUAUAUAUGUGGCUGCUACUUGUGACUUUUGUGCUGCAUAAUUAAAUGCUGCUUGUGGCGUGUAAAUUCUAAAAAAAAACAAACUAACAAAAAGAAAGCUCUAAGGCCACAUGAAUACACUCUCACAUCAGGAUGUGGUCAAUGCUACAUUUAUUAAUGAAUUUUAUCUACUGAUGAGCCUAGACCAUCAGCUCUUUGCCUAAUGGGCAUUAGAAGUGACUAACACUCCCGCCAGUGCACCAACCAAUCGUAAUGCUAUGCAGACACUAAUUUAUAUCUAUUAAUAAUUUAUAUCUGUCGGCUAAUAUAUUUCAAAGCCUAAUGGUUUUACUUGGGGAAGUGCUUCCAGAGAGGUUUUCACCUUUUUGGAAGAUUUAUAUCGAUGGCUAAUGUGGUACACUUGUAGUUGGGGGGAAAAAAGUACAGUGGUCAGAUUUUUGUACAUUUCAACAGAAAUAAAAUGAAAACUGAAGCUGUACAAAGCUUCAGACUCCACACUUGAAUCUUCGACAUAUAUUUGGCUUCACAAAAUUAGGUCAGUAUAUUUUUUCUGCUUAGCAUCAGGUAGAAAAAAAAACAACCUUCAAAUCCAAGUGACCUUUAUUGAAGUUGCUAUAUAAGGUAGACUGUUUUGGAGAAACACAUUUCUUGAUCCAGUACAGCAGUUUUAGUAAUUUGCUAGUUUAGAUUUUGAGUAUAUUCAGUAACAGGCAACUUCUAAUAUGCAAAUACUAUAACCUUACCUCAAAUUGAGAAGGACGAUCUUUACAAAGGGAUUUAUCUGAUUCUUCCUUCACUAUAAUACUUGGUGUGUACUUUUCAUUUAUUCAAUAUUUACUAUACUAACUUGUUGCAUGGGAAAGUCUCUUAGCAUUAGCUGUUGUUAUCAUCUGGAAAUGUUAGAUACUUUUGUUUGUAGUAGUUUUUACUGCUUCAUUGGGCCCCUAUAUAAACUAUUCAUACUCCUUCCUCAUGAUGGGAGUAAUUGUAAAAUGAAAUGCAGUUUUAUGUAUUUAAUUUCAGUGCGUCCAACAGCAACAAUAGUCAUUACUCUGUAUCUCAGUCGUGCUCUGUAGGGUGGUGGCUAUUAUUGUAUGUGUGACAUUUAGUGUUUUGAAAUAUUUAAUUAUUUUUCUAAUCUUGAUUAAAUAUGUAUAUUUGAUGUAGGUUUAUUUGAAUGAAUAAAAUUUAAAAAUAUA